GCCACCCCGAGUUCUGGUCACCGUGGUCAGCGCCGUCUUUGUGUAUGUCUUCCUCCGCUGUGACUGGGGCGCACACACGAACAAAUUGCGACCACCAUGGGGCGAAUAUCAACCACUGGGCUACUGUCUGUGAGAUUUCGCCCGGCAUAGAACCCAACGGAGUAAGGCAGGGGUGUCCGUGGGAUUGCCCACAAUGGCAUCUGGCAACCACGAUGAAGUGGAACCCGCCGGUGCUGCCACCUGUUGUGUCCUCGCUGCCAUUUUUCUGGCGGUGCUACUCCCUCAUCUGGUGGCUUUGGUGAGUGGCUCUUCAACCGUGAGCGACCCCUCGGCUGCACAUUCUCCCCCUACACCCACAUCUCGGAUCACCCCAAAAUGUGACCGCAUCUUCGUCAGCAAUGCGGAAGGUCCGAAAAAUGGAACAUUCAGAGCCCCUCAGCUCACCAUUCCGAAGGGUCAUUCGCGCCACUGCAUCUACACCUUCAUCGCCAGCGAAAAUGAAAGGGUUCAGGUCACCUUCAUGUCGUUCAAUCUGCGAGGGACCAAUCCGGAGUGUAAUCACGAGUACAUCGAUUUGUACACAGAGAUCGAGAAUGCGACCAUGGAGCUGAUCCGAACUCCUUUCGGGGGACGGUACUGCGGUCGGAACAGGCCUCGAAACCGGAUCUCCAUGUACCAGACGCUGGUCAUCGCCUUCUACUCGGACGAGGAACACGUCGAUUCCGAUGCCUUCGAGGGAUACUACGAAUUCAUCAACGCCUCUCAGUACGUGGUGGGCACUCCUUCACCUGACUCAGUGUGCAGCUUCACAGUGUUUAGUGACAACAAGUCAGAGGGCGAGUUCCGAUCGCCCACUUACCCGGGAGUCUACCCCAAGAACCUUAACUGCCAUUACAGGUUCUUGGGCAAGAAAGGACAGAGGGUCAGGUUGGAGUUCAUGGAUUUCGACCUCAUCUUUGGAGGAGCUCACUGUCCUUUUGACUACGUGAAGGUGUUCGACGGCGCCACGUCCGACGAUCCCCUGAUCGGGACCCACUGCGGUCAGCAGCGGAACCUGGUCAUCUAUUCGUCGGCCGAAAAUGUCUCGGUCCAGUUCAUCACUCUGCAGCGCACGGCGGAGAGCGAGAACAGAGGAUUUUCCGGAUUUUUCGAGUUCAGUAACAGGUUCGUCAGCCUCGAUUUCAUUGGGAAGAACGACGGUGAGCAUAUUCGUGGAACAGAAUGCGAUCAAAAGAUUUUGAGCAAGAAGGAGUCGUCAGGGAACGUCUAUUCUCCUAACUACCCCUUCCCCUAUUUCAUAAACACAGUCUGCAAGUACUAUAUAUACGGCCUGCAAGACAACCAGAAUCUCGAAAGAGUUCGACUCAUCUUUGAAAAAUUUGAAAUUCCUAAUAAAGACGCAGAAUGUUCAGAAGGUGGUUUCUUGAAAAUUUACCUUCAAGGUCAGGAAGAACGCCAAGCCUUGGAUGAAUUUGAUCUCAAUCUCUGUGGGAUGAACAUACCACAGCCCGUUUUGUCUGAGGGUCCUCGGCUAUCCAUGGUUUUCAGUAGUGGAACCAGCGCAGCCAUGACGGGAAAGGGAUUCAAGGCAAAAUACAUCUUUGAAACAGAUUACAAAGUUCCUGGCACGCCCGCCCCAGACGGCACGUGCAACUUCACUUACCUCAGCAGCAGCACGAAGCGGGGCGAGUUCAACAGUCCCCGACACCCCGCCAACUAUCCCUCCAAUACAACCUGUGUGUACAACUUCAAAGGAGAACCCGGAACACAGAUCAAAAUCGUCUUCAACUACUUCCGCACCAAGACGCAAGAACUGGCCACUACAGGUUACAAUGAAGUGUGCAAGGAAGAUUGGUUGGAAAUCUACGAAGUGUAUCCAAACGGACGAGAAAACGUCGUGGGCCGUUACUGUUCCAAAUCGACGCCCGGUCCCAUUGUGUCCGACAAAGGAGUACACACUAUGAAAGUGGUACUGCACACGGACGCCGAGGGGGUGGCCAGUGGUUUUCUGGCCAGUUAUCUCUUCAUCGUCCCCUCCAAGAAAUUCGAAGAAUGUGGCUUCAACAUCAGUGGGCAAACAUCUGGAGUUCUCACAAGUCCUGGUUUCCCAGCCAAAUACAAGGACCGGCGGCAAGUGUGCCACUGGUACAUUCACGUCAAACAAAAUUCUAGGAUUCUACUACUCUUCACUUUUUUCAGACUUGAGGGGGAUCCUCUAGAACGAGGAUGUCCUGGUGCCGUAGUUCGAGUGUGGAAAAAUUUAAGCCAAGCACCUGUUGAGAUAUGUGGCAUGGAAGCCAGUAAUGACACACUGGAAAUGACUUCCACCAACAGCGUUCUGAAACUCACGUUUGCAACUGCUGAGAAAGCAAUAGGAGCUGAAGGAUUUAAAGCUGUUUGGACGGAAGUUACUGAAACCCAUGACUGCCAGCAGUUUAAAUGUAGGGAAACUGGCUACUGCAUCGCCAGUGAGCUCAAAUGCAACAGAGAACCCAACUGCGGCUGGACAGACAGAAGUGAUGAAGAAGACUGCGAAGAAAUAGAGACAGUCAAUGUGUACCUGAUCGUAGGCCUGACGAUGGGCAUCGCUUUCACCAUCUUCCUAACCAUCUGCCUCGUCUGUCAUCGCAAAAGAAAACGACGGCGGCAUCAUCACCACCAUCACCAUCAUCAGCAUCCCCCUCCACCCUUCGAGCCAAGGCAGAAACGAAGCCCUCCCUUCGAUCCCCCAGAGUUCGGGCCUAUGAAUUUUAUGUCCAUCGACAGCGUCUGACAUCAGGCCAGAGCGGGCGAGGCCUGCCAUUUUCACGAAACCAACUGGCCAUGAUUGGCUGCAACCUUUAAAGAAUGCGCAGUGUAUUUGCUGCCAGUACCGAGGCCUGUCAUCCUGCUGCAAUUUCCAAUGACUUUUUUAGUGUGGUGACUUGCUGUUAGACAAGCCCUCAGUGCUUUUUUUGGAGAGUGGUAGUUUCGAUAUAUACAUAAUAGUUAUGUCUAGGAUUAUACUUAGGAAUAAGCUAUUACCAAGCUGUAACCAAGUGCUGAUUCACUGCCCAUUGAAGUGCCAGGAGAAGAAGAAUAAAAAAUAAUCUUUGUUCAAAUGAUCCUUUACUCAUAAAAAGAAUUUAACUGAGGAAAAUCGUUUUUUCAGUGAAACAUGUUUUAAACAACAAAAUGUUUCUAUUGUCUGUUAAACAACUAAUAGUUUAAAUUGCUCUCGAAGAAAUCGCUCAGAUGAAAAUAGAAAAUAAUUAGAUGAUUCAUACAGAUAUAGAUACAGAUAAUUAAAGUUUUACAGAUUAUUGAUUUAGCGGAAAUGAUAUUCAUGGAUCAUUCUUUCCCUUACAAUUUAUCUUUAUCUGCUCAUAAGAAACUGAAAUAUAAUAAUCAAUUUAAAUUCUGAAGAUUAAACUAUUUAAUAUUUAGUUUUUAAAAAUAUAAUUUAGAGCGAAGAAUUAAGAAAUCAUUAUAAUCACAGGGAAAAAAAUUUAUCAAUGUGAAGUUAAACUAAAGAAGAUAUGAAGUUAAACAUCAGAACAAGGAAAAAUGAAAAGCAUGAUAUAAUCUUCUUAUAGGAUAACGAAUAUAACAACUGUUUUAAAUAAAAUAUUUCGACGAAUUUCCUUAGAUGAAGAAAAAAUUUGAUUCGUAUAUUACAUAAAAAAAAACUUUAAAAAAUACGAUAAAUAAAUUCUAAUUGAAGCUUAAAAUAUGAAUAUAAUAAAUAAAUAUUAAUCAAACUAUGUUAACGUUAAAUUUAUAUAUAUACAUCUAAUAACCUGAAUUUAAAAAGGAAGUAUUUCUUCUAUUAUGCAGACAUAUAAUAUGAUGUCUACUAUUUUAAAACCUGAAACAGUCUGUAAAUCAAAGCCAAAAAUCAUCGAAGUAAUCGGAUGAUGCCAAAAAAGAAGAAAUAAAAACAAAUAUAUUUCAACUUUUUUUUGUUUCAACGGAUAAUGCUACAACCAAUGAAAAUUCAGGCAAACGAAUUAGAAUACGAUUUUCCUUCUAAAUCUUCUGAUUAUUUAAAUGAAGACGACAUAAAAGGAUCCUAUGAUAUUAUGAGCAUUCAAAAAGGAAUACUAUCAUUUACUUACUUAAUAAGAAAUUUAAGGAAAAUUAUCACUACAUUCUUCGAACUUUAUAUCGCAUACUUAAAGUAAAAACAUGUUAUCCAUAGAUUCAUAUUUUAGAAAGUAUUAUCUAUACAUUGGAAAGGAACUUUGAAGCUGCAGUUUUUUAAGAACAAUUUUGUGUUAAAAGGAACCUUUCCACGCCAUAUAGGAUUUGAUAUUAUAUAUAACAAAAAUAUAAACUAUAUUGAUACUCAAGUAUAUAGUUUUUUCCGAACUCUGCUGUUAAAAGCACGGAAAUGAUGGUGCACUUGAACUAGUUGCUUAGUACUAACUCCUACAAUUGUAAAAAAAAACUGUAAUUCGAUUACAUGCUUUGGUGCUACGAGCUUUGAAUAAUUCCAAACUUUUUUUGGGAUUCUUUUUUUAGGACUUCGUCGAAAAAAAAAUUACAAGAUGGACAUGUACAAGAAAACGAGAACAUUUUUCAAAGCAAAUAUAUAUAUAUAAUUAAUAGAGAAUGACAGACAAUUAUUAGAGACGUUUUGUAGAGACGAACUUUCGAACACCCUAUUAUUAAAAGAAAAACUGCUAAAUACAUGCUACUCUAAUCUCUUCCAAGUAGGCAGCUAAAAGGAGUCAGCAUGGAUUGUACUUAAAUCGCUAUUCUACAACGACAUCAUUUUUGAGUUGAUAACCCAUUUUCAUAAUUGUAGGCAACCAUCAUUAAUUACAUAUGAAGCAGAACUACAUCGAUGGCGUUUGCAGUUCCAUCUGGAAAUCAUUACAGGAACUUCAGUUACAGCUGUUCUAGAUCUUUUAAAAUAGCAAAUAAAGAAGAAAUGAAGUGCUUAGCAUCAAGAAACUUAAUAUGCUUAUAAUGGGGCGAAAUCUUUAAAUUAAAAAGAACUUGAUUUUGUAUUUUAUACAAUAGCGAUUAUCUAGACGUUCUGAUUUAGAUAUUCGCAAUCGAUGUCGAGUACCGGAAUCUAUUCAAAAACUGGUUAUUGAAACGAAAAUGCGAUCUAGAAUAGUUGUGACAAUUGUUGUCAGAAUAGAACAGUUUGUUCUAUUCAUAGAAUAUUUUAUAAUUUCUUUAGUCAUGAUUAAUUCUUUAUGAAAUAAAAAUAUUGAUAGAUUUUUCAGGCUAACACAAAUUAUGAAA
Messenger RNA from Argiope bruennichi, 5238 nucleotides. Its product is annotated as cubilin-like. Gene Ontology annotation, cellular component: plasma membrane. Lineage: Eukaryota; Metazoa; Arthropoda; Arachnida; Araneae; Araneidae. Gene Ontology annotation, molecular function: protein binding. The record is from RefSeq and is a predicted model, not a curated record. Bases 194 to 2773 code for a protein of 859 amino acids. The transcript is spliced from 17 exons.